CGGCCUUUUCCGAAUCUUAUCCAUCCAACCAAAACCCGGUUUCUUGAGUCCUUCAAUGCCACUGCUGUUCGGGCGCAAUAAUUCAAAUUACAGUUUAAUCCGCCGCGAAAAUGGAGCUCCAUGGGCUCAGAGGUUCAAACCCUAAAGCGGCGCUUUCUUCAAUCUUAAACAAGAGGCAGAAGCUUCAAGAUGAGCUCCGGAAGGUUGAGAAACAGGUAUAUGAGUUAGAGACAAGUUAUCUGCAAGAAAGUGGAACCUUUGGGAAUGCAUUAAGAGGCUUUGAAGGGUUUCUAUCUUCCUUAAAUAAAAAUUCAAACCUGAAGAGAUCAAGAAAAUUUCAACUUGAAGAUAGAUUAUUUUCGCUCUCCUCAGUGACUUCACCUGCGGCUGAAGAACUUGGACUGAGACGAGAAGAUGGAAAACUGGAUCACGGCCAAGGUCGUUCCAAGUCUGGAGGCAUAACAAUAAAUGGACCGCGGAAACCGAAAAAAGGAAGAACAGUGCCAAGAGAUGUAAAAAAAGUCAGGAGGGGUUCUGAUGACUUGGAUGUUGAUGAUGAAGAAGAAGAUGAUGAAGAUCCAGAUAUGAUGAGCUUCAGAUAAACUAGUUCCCCAUUUGAAACUAUUGCAGGCAAUUUAACUUUUCUGUUGUACCUUAUUGUACUAUAUCAUAAAAAAGGAUGAAUCUAAUCUAGUCCCUAGGUUCCUUUCCGAACCGCCGAACAAUUAUCUAGCAGGGAAUAAAUUGAACUAUAAUCUUAAUCUGACAAAUAAAAAGUGUGAUGUACGCGUAAGUGUUGGUUUUGUAGAGGCUAAGAUACAUUU
Molecule: messenger RNA, 824 nt
Organism: Cuscuta campestris
Lineage: Eukaryota; Viridiplantae; Streptophyta; Magnoliopsida; Solanales; Convolvulaceae
Source: the annotation of a GenBank genome assembly